Peniophora sp. CBMAI 1063 is the source of this 1698-nucleotide messenger RNA. NCBI's taxonomy places the organism in Eukaryota, Fungi, Basidiomycota, Agaricomycetes, Russulales, Peniophoraceae. The record is from the annotation of a GenBank genome assembly.
AUGCUCUUCGCUCAGCAUGUGGCAGCAACCAACUUCACCGAAUGUAUGUUGAACUUGCAGGCUGGGAGCUCUAUUGCAGGCUUGUUGGACAACGCCGGACAUAGCGUCACGGCUCCGGCUAAUGCGACCGCCAUCACAUACGAGCUGUGCAAGUCUGCUUGCGGCGCGAACCCGGAGCCGUUCCAGUGGAGCAUAUUCAGCUCGCAGUUCAGCGCCUGGCUGCUCCCAUGGCUUGCCCUCAUCUCUCAGCUGCCCUUCGGCUCGCGUUACAAGUCCGACAACCUCAUGUCCAUGUUACUCACGGUUGGGUCGCCAGCUCUCGGUGCAUACUCCCUUAUCUUCACCGUUCUCAACGGUCAAUGGGUCGCACGCCGGCUGUCGGGCAUCAAGUACCCGAACGUUCGUAAGGCGUGGCGCGUGCUUGCCAGCUUGCAACAGUCCGCCCUCCGAAUUGAUGAUUCCGAGGGGCAUCUGUCUAGCCUUAUUGUUCUUUCGGAGAACGAUGAAUGGUGGGAGGAGCUUGCGCACGGUCUCGACUACACACAGACUUGGUCACUCUCAGCCGUAUCCCAGAUCAUAUGGGUUCUCGUCGCCUACCUGUUCACCGUGAUCGACUCUCUCGCGGAUCCUACCAAUAGCGUCAACUCGAGCGGACAGGGUGUGGGCGCAGUCUUUCUGUGGUUACUGCCGAUUGUCAUCGGAUACCUUCAACUCUCACCAAAGUGUGACUUUGAACGUGUCCGAGACGCAGUCGACCGCGCCAAUACAAGCAAGGCGUAUCGCGCUAGCCCAUACAACUCUCAAGCACCCGCGCGUGUACUGUCUGGGCGUCGUGGCCUCUUCAUCGAGGUGCGCGAUGUUGGAGAGGCCCAUCGCGACGAGCAGGCGUGCGCGCCUGUAUUCAACUACGCCCGCUUUCUCCACUGGACGGCUGAUGUCGAAGUCGUCGCGGGGGCCUUUGAGGUCGCGGCGAGCAAUGCUGCCAACCACGUUCCCAUCAGCGCAUCUGCGUUGUGGGUGGAGGACCCGUCGUUGAAGGGUCACAUAAGCGAUCUCAACCGCCGAGGGACCGACGAGGAGGUUCGGCGCUACACUCGACGGACCAAGCACCCGAAACGCCCGAGGGGCUUGAUUGCCACUGGCGUGAUCCGGCGCUUCCUCAUAGCCUCGUUCCUCGCUCUCUUCCUUCAGUGGGGAACCAUAGGAGGUGGUAUCGUCGUAGUGAUGUAUACACCGACGACGGGACUAGGCUGCCGCAGCGGAGCGUACAUCUUGUACGCCGUGACCGGAACCGUCAUCUGGCUACUCAUGGUCCUAUCCUCAUUCCUAUCUUAUCAUGCUGCGACGUCGAGCUCUCCAUCUGGACCUCUGCGCACGCUAUCGUCCCCACGCAUCGCGGGCAUGCUCUCAACCGGACUCCGCAGGAUAGGCAAGAUCCUCGCCAUGCUCAACACGACAUGGAUCGUCGUGGUGUGCAUCUUCCAAUUCGCUAGCUUCUUCGACCGAUGCUACUGCAACUCGAGCGUGAUUGGACUUGGAAAGGGUGCCUACGAUGUGAUCAACUUCACGUCCAGCGACGUGCAUGCGAUGAAGUCUGCCUGGAUAGGCUCUGUCUCUCUCUCGCUUGGAACUGCUACUUUAUUUGUUUUAUUUGUCGCCCUCUACGUGGAUCCACCCGGCCCAGUGUCAAGCAAAUGA